This is a messenger RNA of Adineta ricciae, 1365 nucleotides long. Lineage: Eukaryota; Metazoa; Rotifera; Eurotatoria; Adinetida; Adinetidae. The record is from the annotation of a GenBank genome assembly.
AUGGUAGGUGCUAGUACACGUGAAGAAGUUUUAACAAAUUGUAAAGCAACAGCAAUGAUUUACAAUGAUGCACAAAAGAAAUGGAUACAUUGUGCAUCGAAUGGGCCAGCGAAGAUUCAAAUCCUGUUCACACCAGACACUCAAAUAUAUCGUAUAGUGGGCCGGCAAAUUCAAGAUCACGAAGUAGUUCUAAAUCAUCUAAUAAGCAAAGGGAUUAAAUAUAAUCAAGCAACACCUACGUUCCAUCAAUGGCGUGAUCAGUCGUCUGUUUAUGGUCUUAACUUUGCCUCGAAACUCGAUGCGCAAGAAUUCGGUACAAUGAUGACGAAAAUUCUUGAUAGUGUCAAUGGGUCUACUAAUCUAUCUUCUCAUACCAAUACUAAUGGCGGAGUUACUCUUCCAUCGUCGACACAACAGAAUAAUAAUAAUAACACAAACAGCACAUCGACAUAUAAACGUCAAACGAGCCAACCAUCUACAAUUUCUUUUCCUCCUACAGCAACCACAGUAUCCAUCAAUUCUACAUCCUCUCCUUCUGUUACUGUAUUCGAUCCAACACAACAACAACAACAACAUCCACAGCAGCAGCAACAGUUACACUCGUCAUCGUCUUACAAUAACCAGUUGCGUCCGAGCUUGAGCUCAACAAAUUCGACAUUAACGGGCCCCAAUAAUAAUAACAACAACCACCACCACACUACGUACCAUACCCAACAUCAACAACCACCUGAAGACGAAGAAGCAAAUUACGCACUCAUUUCCGAUUCGCUUUCAUCCUACGGUGAUAAUUUAAACAAUAAAAACAACAAUAUUCCACAAGCUCCACCUCUAAAUCUUUCCAUGUCUACCGGCGGUGUACCACCACCUGCUCCACCACUACCCCCACCAGCCGCUCCUCCUCCGCCUCCUCCAAUGCCAAGUAACUUGGGAGCUGGUCAACCUUCUGCACCUUCACUUGUCCUUCCAGCUCCAAACGGAAGUAAUGGCACUAAUACACCACGCAAGUCGAGCACCACGGCACCACCGAUGGAUCUGAUGUCUGAGAUGGCAGCCAAAUUUGCUCAACGACGUAAACAGGUCGAUGAAGGAGAGAAAGCAGAUUCAUCCAACGUAACCAAUUCAGUCAAAGCAUCUUCGAAAACAGUACCUACUUCGACUCUACCUCCAACACCAGUUGCACCAUUACAAACUUCGCCACGCAUCAAUCGCAAAAUGAGCGACUCGCAGACAGGUCCACACAUCACCGCUAACGAUUUGGAAAAGUUAAAAAUUGAUAUCCUGACUGAAAUACGAAAGGAUAUCGAGAAGGCCAAACAAGAAAUUCUCACUGCUUUAGUCGAUCGUCAGAAAACGAUAAGAAAAUAA